Aureobasidium pullulans EXF-150 is the source of this 2091-nucleotide messenger RNA. RefSeq lists its product as uncharacterized. NCBI's taxonomy places the organism in Eukaryota, Fungi, Ascomycota, Dothideomycetes, Dothideales, Saccotheciaceae. The record is from RefSeq and is a predicted model, not a curated record. The transcript has 3 exons. The annotation marks the transcript as partial.
AUGGAUAAUCUGGCCGCCGAGGUCGAUCGUGUGGUCUUUACUCCAUAUCCUACGCAACUGAAGUCGCUUCAUGAUAUCGUUUCUCAGACUUCCGAGCCGAAUGUGUGCCUUUGGGCAAUUACUUAUAAAUGUCGAAUUCCAUCUUUGAGUCAAGCUCUUGUAGACGCAUUACCACAUUGGCCCUACGUUCUAGACAUCAUCACCCGCCUGUCUUGUGCUGUUGAAGUCAGAGACUCUCUUGUACAAAGAGAGCCCUCGUUGCUGCCCCGCCUUCUUACCCAUGCUCUUGAGUCUCGAGUUGAAAGCAGAAAGUAUGUGGACGCUUCUGUGGCUCUUCUAUCUCAUCCGUUGCCUUCUGGUGUGGCUCUCCCAGCUACUGCUCAAAACUUCUUGCUCCAGCUUUUCGAUCGUGCUGCCGCGCAACCAACCGCUACGACUGUUCAACAGAUACAUCGCCUAGUCUAUGGAGCUUGCAAACCGAUUCUCGGUAUCCUCACCCCAGGUGUCUUGGCUCAUCUGGAGGAAUACAUCUUUUCGAUCUUGAAAAGCUCUUCGGGUGUUGAGGAUCAGUCUUUGGGCAUGUACUGUCUUGCUAUCAUGAGGAUGAUCCUUGAGAAGUUCCAGACAGAAGUCGGAAGCGAUGGUCUCUGGCCCACCUUCGAGCACUCUGUCGAGUCUACUAACUCUCAGUGGACACCCGACGCUAUCAAGCAGUUCUUCCAUGGUAACAAGACUCACAAGACCAUGCAGCUGCUGGUCUUACGAGUCAUCUGGGCUUGCAGACCAGAAUCGGCAGAUCCAAGCGGGCAAGGUCUUAUUAGUGUCACUCUUGUCAACCAGAUUCUUGCUGGUGUGUCCCAAUCUGCCGUGAUUGAAUGGUCUCACAAGAACGCGGUCAUUGUGCGAAAGCUGCAAGAGAAGUGUCUUGUGCCUGACAUGCUCCCUGCUCUUCGCUUCCAAGUUUUGACCUUCCUGAGUUCACUUUCCGAUAAAGUCGUACUGCCGUCUCAAGCAACGCUUUUCUACGAGCGAUCGUUGCUGGAUUUGAGCGCCGCUUUUCUCAAGAACGAUCAUCUCGACAUGUCGCUCCGCCUCUCGCUUUGCCGUCUAUCGUCUAAAUUCAAGCCUGAGUGGUGGGGGGAACUGUUGGACAAGGUCAUGGGCUUGUUGACGGAGUCGCCAGCGGCCACACUUUUCAACUCAGCCAACAGCUACGUCUCGUUUCUCGGACACAUUGCUGAUAUGGUCGAAGAUAACGAGUCGUGCCGCCGUGGUAUACUAGCUACUCUCCAUUCGGGCCAUAACCGUCAGAAGCUAGAGUACUUCUUCGCCGACCUAGAGACACUGCCCGAGAUAGAUACUGGACACGGCACGAACAGAUUCUGUAUGGCCUCAUACACGACUUUGAGGAGCAAGCUGAAGUCGUCACUCUGCUCUCUACUACUUCGAGCGGCUUUGGCUGCUCCACAAGAAGAAACUUCCUCGAUACGCAGGAUGCUUCCUGAGGUUCUUCGCCAUCAUGCAGUAGUUGAGGCAGGCAAAUCGGUCUGCUCCAUCUGCGUUCAGACACGUCUGACAGCGCCACAAAAUCCAACACCUUUCGUGGAGAUUGAAGCCACACCCGAGUCUCAAGACGCAAGUCUGCAUUGGAAAGAACGUUUGGGUGCAGUAAUGCAGACACAUGCCAAGUACCAGGAAACAUCCUUGGUCGCCUCUUUCAUCAACAUCUGUCAUGAUCUGGAAGCUCGAUGCGAGGGUGUGGAAGAGCCGCUGAGGCUAGAGCGCCAAAAGUUCACGGGUCUGGAGAAGCGAUACGCAGAUCUUAACAAGGCCUACGGAGAGCUCGAGGGUCAAGUCAUGGAUAGAGACCUGCGCAUCAGCGCCCUUGAAGCAGAAACCGAUCGCCACGAGCAUGAAUUGGCGGCUUCGUCCCAGGAAUCUCGCGAGUUAAUGGAACGAAUUGACAGAAUUACUAGAGAGCUUCAAGACGCCAACUAUAACGCUGAGCAAGACAUCAACAAACUGAAGCAGGAGAAGCAAGACUCGGAAGUCCAGCAUGCUACCGCAAUUGCCUGUAAGCAGGAGGCAUUC